CGAGGUUAGUCGCGAACCACGCGCGCUCCACACCGCGUCUUGCGAACCCUCCGAAUUAAAAAUUCGAGUUCUUCCGAGUCGCCGAGUACGUCCGAGUCGCUCCGAGUUUUCCGACUCCUGAAAUGAUUUGAACUCCCCUAGUGUUGUGCUUGGUGUGAUAAGAAAAAAACACCAAAAUGCCGAUUGGUAACGUGAGUCGGGAAACAGGCCCCAAACGGGAAAACUACAGGCCCCCAUGGGUGAAGGACAAGGACAGUGAGGCCCCGCCGCCAUGGACCCAGCGGAAACUGAAGCCUGUGGAGACCAAGGCCCCGAGUGAGGUCUCAAAGGAUGCCCCCGCUCCAAGUACGCGAACAUUGAAACCUGUCCUGAAGAAACAGUCCACAGUCAGAGACAAAGCAGAAAAUGGUGUGUCAGAAACUGUAGAAGAAAAGCUAGUCAAACCCUCAGCGACGAAACUACAAGAGCGAUCCAAAGCAGCAGAAGAAAGGGCCUCUAAGUUUACAAAAUCAGCCUUGAAGUCUAUAGAGACAAUCCCAAAACUAGAAGACAAACUAAGUUUGAAUGAAAAAGGCAACAAUAAGGCCAAUGACAGACCCGUGGAAAAACCAACUUUGAGAAGCGUCAGAACAAUUGAUGAUAAAGCUAAAGAAAAAUCUGUUACUAUCGCUGACAAAAAGCCAGAAAAGAACGGGCCAACUAAGCCUAGUAGUAUUACAAAUGAGAAAGUAUUGAAUAAAACCAAUAGCACGGUAAACGAUAAACCUUUAUCGAAGACUAAUAAUGCUGUAAAUGAUAAACCAACACCUAAAUCUUCUGUAAAUGAGAAACCGUUAAGUAAAACCAGUAAUAAUACUACUGAAAAACCUACAGUUAAAAAUAGUACUGCAGUAAAUGAUAAAACUAACAACGUACCCUAUGAAAGACCGAUUAAUAAGAAAUUUGGCACAGUAGUGCCUAAAUCUACUACUGCAAAUGAUAAAGACAGUAAUGACAAAAGUGUAGUAAAUAAAAGUGCUAAAGAUACUAAAGUAGAAACAAAGCCAGUAAAUAAAGCUAGUGAAAAAGUCAAAACCGAAAAUAAAUCCGAAGAACCAAAAAUGGCUACCAAACCGCCUACGCCAUUGGACAAAACACCUAAGCUGCCUCCUCGGAAGCCCUCAUUGACGAAGCAGCCUUCGAAAGAUGACAUGGGACCAGUGAAGAAAUGGAGAGAUCCUCUACAUGAAAGAGUUAAAGAAAAUAUAGAUAAGACUUUAAAUAAUGAGAUUCCCAAAGGACACACACUCACAAAGAAUGAAAGCUUGAGAAGCUUACUAAAGCCGACCCCGCCGCCGAUGCCGCCGCCCCUGCCACCGAAGAUGCCUCCGCCUCCAGAGUUCAAGAAGGCGCCGAUAGACCCCAACAAACUGAAGAAGAUAGAGCAACUGCGCAGCCGACCCCGGAGGCGACCGGACUGGAGCGACAUGAUGAAGGAGGUCGAGCAGGGGAAGAAACUCAAACACGUUGUUUGUAAUGACAGGUCAAGUCCAAUCAUCACAAGGACGGCAGUAGUAAAGAACAAAGAUCAGUUUAUCUUCGAGUCAGAGAAGCCAAACUCCCACAAUGAGUUGUUGAAGGAAAUCUCUAAGGGUGUGAGAUUGAAGAAGACAAAGACUAAUGACAGAAGUAAACCAAACCUUGAGGGCUUGAGGAAGUUCAGAAGACAGAUGACCAUUGAGGAGCAAGUGCAAAAGUCCAUGUCUCAAGCAAACUUGGCUGCGUCACCGUCUGGAGUAGCGCUGGCAGAGGUCCCCGCAGCGCCUGAAGAAGAUGAAAUUGAUGAGAUGGAUGACAUUGACAAGGUCCGAGAUGACCUUCAAUCUACUAAACAGCUGCUGGCCAUUGAACUUAGAAAUAAGGAAGCUCAAGAGAGAGAGAACAAACGACUCCUAACUAGGAUACAGAAUUUAGAAGCAGAGUUAGCAAGAGAACGAGCUAUCAUCAAACAGGAACAACAUAAGACAGUUAUUUCUGUAACAGACGCGUAUGAUGAGAGACUAGUGAAUAAUCUAAAGAUGGAAGUAGAAAAAACGAAGGAGAAUGCUGAUUCUUUAGAGAAACGGUACCUAGAUGCCGCCGAAGAAAGAGACACGGCGCUCACAGAGAACGAAGAGUUAAAGAGAAGAAAUGCAGAGUUAGAAAAGAAAUUAGAACAGGCUCUUGCGGGUAUAAUGCCAACAUUAGGUGGAUCAAGAAGAUCGAGCCACGCCAUCAGGCAACAGUUGUCUGUUACCAAGGAUGACAGCUUCGAAGAGGAGUCCGAAUCUGAACCAGAAGAGGAGGAGAGCGAAGAAAAGAAACAGAAGAGACUAGAAAAGGAGGUCCGCAACAUGAGGAACAAGAUCCGCCACCUGAAGGAGAAGCAGGACAACAUGAAGCGCGAGCGCAUGGCGUACAAGAUGUCGCUCAAGAACCAGCAGGCCGCGCUUAAGGAAGAGAAACGGAAAUACAAAGAAUUGAAGCGUGAAGUAGACAAGAUGGCGGCGAUGAUGAAGGAGGUCGGGUCGGAUGACGAGGAGGAGGAAGAGGAGGAGGAGGAGUCGGAGGACGAGAAGAAGAGUGAGAGUGAGGAGGAGACUGAGACGGAGACCGAGCAGGACACUGAGAGCGAAACAGAGAGUGAGAGUGAACCUGAGGAUGCCCCCCUACCCAAGAAGAAGGAUAACCUAAACACGCGGUUGAAGCGUCACGAGUCCAGAGUUAAUGCGCUGAAGAAAGGCAACGCACUCCUGCAGGCCAACGUCGAUCGACUCAAGGACGACGUCUUGAAGCAAAGAGAAGAAUCCGUUCAGCUUCAAAAGGAAUUGGAUUCACUUAUUGAAGAUCUCGAAUAGAAUUACUAAUAAUUGAGUUCUAAAGCCAGUUUCAGGGCUUUUAUUCAUGUAUUUUCAUAUCACAUUAUUUAUUUAAAUAGGCGAUAAAAGUUUUUGAUAUUUCGAGUCCAACGUCAUAGUUGAUAACUGACAAAAAAGUUUACUUAUUAGCAAACGACUUUCAAAGUGUUCUCAAGUGAUCUUAACUAUAUAUAUGUAUGGUACCUACCUACUAUGGUGUUUCCAUACAAAAUGUACUCGCACCUACAUAAAAUUUUAUUGAAUAAUAGUAUUUUAUGCAACAGUUGUAUAAGAAGGGUCAAAAAAUGCGAGUGGCGUGAGUUGCGAUGUGAGCCUUGGCGAACAUCGCAAUAAGAGACGCCACGAGCAUUUUUUGACCUAGUUAUACAACGUUGCAUACAAUACUUUUUCUACGACGACGUAAUUUUAAAUGAAACAAAAAUUAUACAAAGAAAAAUUUUAUUUAUAAAAAUGAAGAUGUAAAUUUUGAAUGGUAUUGUGUGAUAUGGUAAUAUUGGGUACAUUGGUAGGUUUUACUGCAGUGUUGAUAUGUAGAUCGGUAUUUUGUCCAAUUUAUUUUCCAACGCGCGGGAAAAUGGCGGCAAAUGUAUACUUUUUUUUUUAUAGUAUAUCUAUGGCACCAAACAAAGUAAAGGUGCCAGUUUCCAGGUCAAAAAAAAAAAAACAACAAUGCUUUUUUUGGCGACAUUAUAGUACAGUUACACUUUGUAAACAAUGCUUUUAUAGGCCAUAGAGCGUACACUUUUUCAAAGAGUUUAAUUAUGUAUGUACUUAUAUUAGACUUUUUGGUUAUUUAAAUGCCAGAUUAAAGUAGAGGAGUAGAAAAAAUUAUUA
Messenger RNA from Pectinophora gossypiella (pink bollworm), 3731 nucleotides. RefSeq names its product glutamic acid-rich protein-like. Lineage: Eukaryota; Metazoa; Arthropoda; Insecta; Lepidoptera; Gelechiidae. Gene Ontology annotation, molecular function: actin binding. Bases 177 to 2876 code for a protein of 899 amino acids. The record is from RefSeq and is a predicted model, not a curated record. The transcript has 12 exons.